Molecule: messenger RNA, 3801 nt
Organism: Linum trigynum
Lineage: Eukaryota; Viridiplantae; Streptophyta; Magnoliopsida; Malpighiales; Linaceae
Source: the annotation of a GenBank genome assembly
CGAAACUGUUCGACCAAAUUUCUGCCCAAAUCGGCGAUUAGCAGACUUCAUCAUUGGUAGAGAGUACCCUAAGGACGAAUCUGUGGUCCCGUCGCCUUCAAAAUCCAAGGAAAACGGCAUUUCCAAAAAAUCGCCCGAAAUCGGUGAUGGUACCCCUUUGGAAACUGCCAAAAAUUGCCCCGGAAAUAUUCCGCCCGAAUCGGUGUUUAAUAGACUUAUCCAUCCCUAAAGAAUAGCCUCAGCCUGAAUUCGUGAUCCGUAGCCUUCAAAAUCCAAGCAAAACGGCCUUUCGAAAAUAUCGCCGAAAAAUUACGAAAAUGCCCCCCGAAACUGUUCGACCAAAUUUCUGCCCAAAUCGGCGAUUAGCAAACUUCAUCAUUGGUAGAGAGUACCCUAAGGACGAAUCUGUGGUCCCGUCGCCUUCAAAAUCCAAGGAAAACGGCAUUUCCAAAAAAUCGCCCGAAAUCGGUGAUGGUACCCCUUUGGAAACUGCCAAAAAUUGCCCCGGAAAUAUUCCGCCCGAAUCGGUGUUUAAUAGACUUAUCCAUCCCUAAAGAAUAGCCUCAGCCUGAAUUCGUGAUCCGUAGCCUUCAAAAUCCAAGCAAAACGGCCUUUCGAAAAUAUCGCCGAAAAUUUACGAAAAUGCCCCCCGAAACUGUUCGACCAAAUUUCUGCCCAAAUCGGCGAUUAGCAGACUUCACAUUGGUAGAGAGUACCGUAAGGACGAAUCUGUGGUCUGUCGCCUUCAAAAUCCAAGGAAAACGGCAUUUCCAAAAAAUCGCCCGAAAUCGGUGAUGGUACCCCUUUGGAAACUGCCAAAAAUUGCCCCGGAAAUAUUCCGCCAGAAUCGGUGUUUAAUAGACUUAUCCAUCCCUAAAGAAUAGCCUCAGCCUGAAUUCGUGAUCCGUAGCCUUCAAAAUCCAAGCAAAACGGCCUUUCGAAAAUAUCGCCGAAAAAUUACGAAAAUGCCCCCGAAACUGUUCGACCAAAUUUCUGCCCAAAUCUGCGAUUAGCAGACUUCAUCAUUGGUAGAGAGUACCCUAAGGACGAAUCUGUGGUCCCGUCGCCUUCAAAAUCCAAGGAAAACGGCAUUUCCAAAAAAUCGCCCGAAAUCGGUGAUGGUACCCCUUUGGAAACUGCCAAAAAUUGCCCCGGAAAUAUUCCGCCCGAAUCGGUGUUUAAUAGACUUAUCCAUCCCUAAAGAAUAGCCUCAGCCUGAAUUCGUGAUCCGUAGCCUUCAAAAUCCAAGCAAAACGGCCUUUCGAAAAUAUCGCCGAAAAAUUACGAAAAUGCCCCCCGAAACUGUUCGACCAAAUUUCUGCCCAAAUCGGCGAUUAACAGACUUCAUCAUUGGUAGAGAGUACCCUAAGGACGAAUCUGUGGUCCGUCGCCUUCAAAAUCCAAGGAAAACGGCAUUUCCAAAAAAUCGCCCGAAAUCGGUGAUGGGUACGCUUUGGAAACUGCCAAAAAUUGCCCCGGAAAUAUUCCGCCCGAAUCGGUGUUUAAUAGACUUAUCCAUCCCUAAAGAAUAGCCUCAGCCUGAAUUCGUGAUCCGUAGCCUUCAAAAUCCAAGCAAAACGGCCUUUCGAAAAUAUCGCCGAAAAAUUACGAAAAUGCCCCCCGAAACUGUUCGACCAAAUUUCUGCCCAAAUCGGCGAUUAGCAGACUUCAUCAUUGGUAGAGAGUACCCUAAGGACGAAUCUGUGGUCCCGUCGCCUUCAAAAUCCAAGGAAAACGGCAUUUCCAAAAAAUCGCCCGAAAUCGGUGAUGGUACCCCUUUGGAAACUGCCAAAAAUUGCCCCGGAAAUAUUCCGCCCGAAUCGGUGUUUAAUAGACUUAUCCAUCCCUAAAGAAUAGCCUCAGCCUGAAUUCGUGAUCCGUAGCCUUCAAAAUCCAAGCAAAACGGCCUUUCGAAAAUAUCGCCGAAAAAUUACGAAAAUGCCCCCCGAAACUGUUCGACCAAAUUUCUGCCCAAAUCGGCGAUUAGCAGACUUCAUCAUUGGUAGAGAUUACCCUAAGGACGAAUCUGUGGUCCCGUCGCCUUCAAAAUCCAAGGAAAACGGCAUUUCCAAAAAAUCUCCCGAAAUCGGUGAUGGUACCCCUUUGGAAACUGCCAAAAAUUGCCCCGAAAAUAUUCCGCCCGAAUCGGUGUUUAAUAGACUUAUCCAUCCCUAAAGAAUAGCCUCAGCCUGAAUUCGUGAUCCGUAGCCUUCAAAAUCCAAGCAAAACGGCCUUUCGAAAAUAUCGCCGAAAAAUUACGAAAAUGCCCCCCGAAACUGUUCGACCAAAUUUCUGCCCAAAUCGGCGAUUAGCAGACUUCAUCAUUGGUAGAGAGUACCCUAAGGACGAAUCUGUGGUCCCGUCGCCUUCAAAAUCCAAGGAAAACGGCAUUUCCAAAAAAUCUCCCGAAAUCGGUGAUGGUACCCCUUUGGAAACUGCCAAAAAUUGCCCCGGAAAUAUUCCGCCCGAAUCGGUGUUUAAUAGACUUAUCCAUCCCUAAAGAAUAGCCUCAGCCUGAAUUCGUGAUCCGUAGCCUUCAAAAUCCAAGCAAAACGGCCUUUCGAAAAUAUCGCCGAAAAAUUACGAAAAUGCCCCCCGAAACUGUUCGACCAAAUUUCUGCCCAAAUCGGCGAUUAUCAGACUUCAUCAUUGGUAGAGAGUACCCUAAGGACGAAUCUGUGGUCCCGUCGCCUUCAAAAUCCAAGGAAAACGGCAUUUCCAAAAAAUCGCCCGAAAUCGGUGAUGGUACCCCUUUGGAAACUGCCAAAAAUUGCCCCGGAAAUAUUCCGCCCGAAUCGGUGUUUAAUAGACUUAUCCAUCCCUAAAGAAUAGCCUCAGCCUGAAUUCGUGAUCCGUAGCCUUCAAAAUCCAAGCAAAACGGCCUUUCGAAAAUAUCGCCGAAAAAUUACGAAAAUGCCCCCCCGAAACUGUUCGACCAAAUUUCUGCCCAAAUCGGCGAUUAGCAGACUUCAUCAUUGGUAGAGAGUACCCUAAGGACGAAUCUGUGGUGCGUCGCCUUCAAAAUCCAAGGAAAACGGCAUUUCCAAAAAAUCGCCGGAAAUCGGUGAUGGUACCCCUUUGGAAACUGCCAAAAAUUGCCCCGGAAAUAUUCCGCCCGAAUCGGUGUUUAAUAGACUUAUCCAUCCCUAAAGAAUAGCCUCAGCCUGAAUUCGUGAUCCGUAGCCUUCAAAAUCCAAGCAAAACGGCCUUUCGAAAAUAUCGCCGAAAAAUUACGAAAAUGCCCCCCGAAACUGUUCGUCCAGAUUUCUGCCCAAAUCGGCGAUUAGCAGACUUCAACAUUGGUAGAGAGUACCCUAAGGACGAAUCUGUGGUCCGUCGCCUUCAAAAUCCAAGGAAAACGGCAUUUCCAAAAAAUCGCCCGAAAUCGGUGAUGGUACGUACCCCUUUGGAAACUGCCAAAAAUUGCCCCGGAAAUAUUCCGCCCGAAUCGGUGUUUAAUAGACUUAUACAUCCCUAAAGAAUAGCCUCAGCCUGAAUUCGUGAUCCGUAGAUUUCAAAAUCCAUGCAAAACGGCCUUUCGAAAAUAUCGCCGAAAAAUUACUAAAAUGCCUCCCGAAACUGUUCGACCAAAUUUCUGCCCAAAUCGGCGAUUAGCAGACUUCAUCAUUGGUAGAGAGUACCCUAAGGACGAAUCUGUGGUCCGUCGCCUUCAAAAUCCAAGGAAAACGGCAUUUCCAAAAAAUCGCCCGAAAUCGGUGAUGGUACCCCUUUGGAAACUGCCAAAAAUUGCCCCGGAAAUAUUCCGCCCGAAUCGGUGUUUAAUAGACUUAUCCAUCCCUA